Molecule: messenger RNA, 714 nt
Organism: Grosmannia clavigera kw1407
Lineage: Eukaryota; Fungi; Ascomycota; Sordariomycetes; Ophiostomatales; Ophiostomataceae
Product: DNA repair and transcription factor
Exons: 1
Coding region: 1-714 (237 amino acids)
Biological process (GO): regulation of DNA-templated transcription; DNA repair
Molecular function (GO): methyltransferase activity; DNA-binding transcription factor activity; sequence-specific DNA binding
Source: RefSeq, a predicted model, not a curated record
AUGCCAUCUCAUCCAUCCGCCACUCUCUUUGACACCGACACCGCCCGCUGGCGAGCUGUGCAGCAGCGCAACGCGGCUGCCGACGGGGCAUUUGUCUACGCAGUGCGCACUACACUCAUCUACUGUCGGCCAAACUGCAAGGCGCGGCUGGCUCGGCGCGCCAAUGUGGUCUUCUUUUCCGGGCCUGCGACCGCAGAGGAUUCUGGUUUCCGGGCAUGCAAGCGAUGCAAGCCGCGCGUCGUGGGAAUCAUGCCCGAGGAUCGCGCCGUUGUGCGAAUCCGCGAAAUGCUGCAGGAAGCUGCUACCGGAGCUGCAGACUAUGGAACUCUCGGCAGGAUGGCAUCACAGGCUGGCGUGUCGCGGUGGCACUUCCACCGGAAGUUUAAGGAACUUACAGGGCUGACACCACUGGCAUAUCUGCGGCAACAGCGGGCGGCUCAAGCACAGAAUGUUGGCAACUGCACAGAAGCUGGAGCUGAAGCGUUUGGUAGCGAGAGAGGUCGGCAAGGAGACUGGGGAAGUGCUGUUCCGGAUCAAGAUGCGGUGCUGGGCUUUGACCGGAACCUGUCUGACUUGCUGUCGAGCUGGAAUGACACAUUGCUUCCCUUCGACUCCAGCCUGGAUAAUUAUUUCACGGACAUUGACACGAAUCUGCUGGAUUUGGAUGCUUCUGUCUGGGACGUGGUUACUACUGCCAACGGCGAGCUCGAGUAG